UCGGCGAGUAAUAUUUCAAGAACGAAUUUGACAUGCGCUACUACAUCUGAUAAAGUUAAAUGAAAUAACAAUGGCACACUCCGUAUACCGUAAGGUAGCAAGAAGCGCAUUCGGCACACAAUUCAUUCAAUUGCCGAAUGCUUUUAUGGUAUUUAAAGUUAUUGCGAUGGUAGCCACGGUCUCAGUAUGAAUUAAAAACGGAAAGCGAAUUAAAGCUAAAGCGGAUAGAUCGAGUCAGUUUUUCACUUCAUUAUUUUUUUUCUAUUCGAAGGUUUUUUCUAGUUUGGUUUAGUUUAUGUUUUCUUUGCGGUGAAUACUGGUCUCCGACAUUUCAUAGUAUUUUAAACAAUUAUUAGUUACUGUCCGUUGUAAUUUCCACACUUUCCGCAGUUUCAAAGAAAACUAGUUCAACAAUUUACAUGGGAAAAAAUUCAAAGUGAAAUAUAGUUAUUAUUUUAAAAGAAAUAAUUCAGUGCCGAGAAAAAUGCCAAAAAGUAAAAAAUGAAUUAUUCGUUGCUUGAUCUUUUCGGGGAUGAAUGUGCAAAUAAAAGUGCUUUUGCACACACGACAUAAAAGUAGAUGGAUUAUAUGCUUCAAAUAUCUAAGAUAUGUCAUCGUUUAAAUCGACAGAUAUACCGUAUUCUCGGUUAUGUCAGGAGGGAGAUGAAGACCACGAAUUUAUAAAUCUCGAGGAAUUAAACCCAUGCCAUUUGAAUGAGCUAGAAGUAUUAAAUCAACCAGGAGCAUAUGACAUUCAAAACCAUAGUCUAAUCCACGGAUCGCAAUCGGGACCCAACAAUACAAUAUCACACAAUUCAGCACAAAAGGAUUCACAAUAUCAUGGGCAUCAUUGUAAUCAGAUGAUGUAUCAAACAAUUCCACAGCAGACGCAGUACGAACAACAACUGCAAACUGAUGAAGCGAUCCUCAAUCAACCAUACUCAUCAUUAAAUCAAAGCCAUUAUCACUAUCCACGAAAUUAUGAACAAAAUACCGAUCCAGAACUCCAUCUCUACCAUACGCCAGUGUAUCCGCAACAGCAAAUGCAAAAUCAAUUCUACUAUCAUAUCAAUUCAUUGAAUAAUUUCAACGACAAUCUCAACAGUGAUUCUGCAUAUUACACAGUGCUGGGAAAUGGGACUCCCUACAGCCUACCAAACUCAAAUGAAGCACCACCAAGUGAAACGCACAGUGCACAAAGUGCGCUUCAAUCAAACACCAUACCCACCACUUAUGUCUCAAACCCACGAAAACGAAAGGCAUAUUCCACCACAGAUGCAAGUGAUUACGAGAGUGAUACGGAAGAUGAUGCGAAGCUGGCCAAAGCGAGUCAAAAUAAAAAGAAUCAUAGCGAAAUCGAGAAAAGACGCCGAAAUAAAAUGAACAAUUACAUUACGGAGCUGUCUACAUUGGUGCCGAUGUGCCAUUCCAUGUCCCGAAAAUUAGAUAAGCUGACAGUCCUGCGAAUGGCUGUUCAACACAUGAAAACGGUGCGAGGUUCGGUGCACUCAUACACGGAAGGCCUGUAUAAGCCUACGUUUCUCUCCGAUCACGAGCUUAAAAUGUUGAUAUUAAAGGCGGCCGAUGGAUUUAUGUUUGUUGUCGGUUGUGAUCGCGGUAAAAUUUUGUACAUGUCACAGUCGGUUUCACAGGUUUUAAACUAUUCACAGCAAGAUUUAUUGGGCCAAAGUUGGUUCGAUAUUAUUCAUCCAGAGGAUGUGGCAAAAAUUAAGGAGCAAUUAUCUUCAUCUGAUCUUAGUCCACGAGAAAAACUCAUUGAUGCAAGAACAAUGCUUCCGCUUAAAACUGAUGUUCUACAGGAUUUAUCUUUUUUGUGCCCAGGUGCUAGACGCGCAUUUUUCUGUCGUAUGAAAUGCAAAACAUCCGCAACGUCAAAAGAUAGUGUCAAUGUGUUCCCUAGAGAUAUCCGUUGCAAAAAGCAAACCAAUUCCGAUAAAAAGUAUAUUGUCAUUCAUUGCACGGGUCAUCUAAAAACAUGGACACAAUCAAAGAUUGGGCUGAAAGAGCGCGAGUCGUAUGGCGAAGGAUACUCAUGUAAUUUGAGCUGUUUGGUAGCAGCUGGAAGAGCUCCACUGAAUGUCUUGCAAACACCAAUAUUGCCAACGUCGACGGGCCAACCAAAAGAAGUUCGGAAAAACUUACAAUUUUUAUCAAGGCACACAAUUGAUGGAAAAUUUCUUUUCAUCGAUCAAAGAGCUACAUUGGUACUUGGAUUUCUACCGCAGGAAUUAUUGGGCACAAGCAUGUACGAAUAUUACAAAUAUGAGGAUAUACCAGCUUUAGCUGAAGCGCACAAGAACACUCUACAAUCAACGGAAAAAGUAGUUACAUCGGUGUAUCGAUUUCGCACCAAACGAAAUGACUUUGUUAGCUUGAGGAGCGUGUGGAAAACAUUCAAAAAUCCAUGGACUAAAGAGAUUGAAUCGAUGAUGGCGAAAAACUCCGUACUUUUUGAUGUGAUACCGGAAAAUGGCAGUUGUAGUGCAGUUUUAAGUUCGGAAACUAGUACCGCUGCAACUCAAAUUCCAGGAAACUUCAAUUUUUCUAAUCAAUCAACGAAUGGCCGCGAAAUGCAUCGGGUCAUUAAUACACACGUAGAAGCAAUCAAAAUUGGUCGGCAAAUUGCCGAGCAAGCAUUGGAUUCACAUCGGAAAAUAGAAGAGUCUGUUGUAGUCAGCGCCGAUUCUGAAAGCCGUAUACCGAAUUCAGUAAAUCCUUUUCCAGUUGCAACUGCAUUAUUUGAAGACACUGACAAUUCUACCUACGACCUAUCAAGUUCAACGUCGGCGCCCACUCGCAUCAAUGGCCUUACAUCUCGAGUCAAUGGAAGUUCUGCGUUGCCAAACACCAGCCCAAAUGAGAAUUCUGUCACCGAACUAGUUGGCCUGAUGUCAAAUUCAACACUGUCUGAAACAUCAAAUGGCGGUCGCAUAGGCAAUACAGAAGGCAACGAUGAAGCAGCCAUGGCUCUGAUAAUGAGUUUACUCGAAGCCGAUGCCGGUUUAGGUGGGCCAGUUGAUUAUACGGGAUUGCCGUGGCCACUACCAUAGACUUUAGUCACAGAAAUCGAUGAAUCCAUCAUUAAAUUUGUAUUAUAAAAAAAAA
Molecule: messenger RNA, 3126 nt
Organism: Sitodiplosis mosellana (orange wheat blossom midge)
Lineage: Eukaryota; Metazoa; Arthropoda; Insecta; Diptera; Cecidomyiidae
Product: protein cycle
Exons: 11
Coding region: 609-3071 (820 amino acids)
Biological process (GO): regulation of transcription by RNA polymerase II
Cellular component (GO): cytoplasm; transcription regulator complex; aryl hydrocarbon receptor complex
Molecular function (GO): RNA polymerase II cis-regulatory region sequence-specific DNA binding; protein dimerization activity; DNA-binding transcription factor activity, RNA polymerase II-specific
Source: RefSeq, a predicted model, not a curated record